Messenger RNA from Drosophila pseudoobscura, 2085 nucleotides. It is a transcript of the gene Or45b, whose product is annotated as Odorant receptor 45b. Gene Ontology annotation, biological process: sensory perception of smell; detection of chemical stimulus involved in sensory perception of smell. Gene Ontology annotation, molecular function: odorant binding; olfactory receptor activity. Bases 339 to 1535 code for a protein of 398 amino acids. NCBI's taxonomy places the organism in Eukaryota, Metazoa, Arthropoda, Insecta, Diptera, Drosophilidae. Gene Ontology annotation, cellular component: plasma membrane. The transcript has 6 exons. The record is from RefSeq and is a predicted model, not a curated record.
AGGCUUAAUAGGAUAAAAGGAUCACGAAAAGCAAAAUCCAUUUACUCGUUUAAUUGUAAAGCAGAAAAAGGGACACUGACAAAAGCAAUUACCACCAUUCAAUCGGUCACUGUUGUCUCAGCCCUAUAAUGAUAUACAUAUGUAAUUGCUGGAGGCGUGUGGGGUCUGUCGCCCACUCAAUUAAAGGCUCUAUAAAGGGUAAUCCUGUUAUUAAACACGGGCCAGCUGUCCCGGUGUCGUCCUCUCAAAACAAUAAUUAAGCAAUUAGCGUAACGUAACCAAAUCGAAGGGUAUAAAGGAGGGCUGCUCUGGCUGGACAUUGCAUAGAGCCUAGAGUCAUGUAUCCGCGAUUCCUAGACCGCAACUAUCCGCUGGAGAAGCACCUGUUCUUCGUGACCAGGUACUCGUUUGGCCUCCUGGGUCUCAGAUUCGGAGAGGCGAAGUCGCAGUCCUGGAUCUCCUUGGCCUGGCUGGUGUUCAACUUUGUGAACCUGGCCCACUGCUGCCAGGCGGAGCUCGUCUUCGGCUGGCACUAUCUGCGGAUCAGUCCCGUGGACGCCAUGGAUGCCUUCUGUCCGCUGGCCUGCAGCCUGACGACCCUCUUCAAGCUGGGCUGGAUGUGGUGGCGCCGUCAGGAAGUGUCCGCCCUGAUGGAGCGCAUCCGAUUGCUUACCGAGGAGCAGGCUGGACGAGGCAAUCGCCGAUCAAAUGGCGCGCGGAGGAGCUACUACCUCAUGGCCACUCGCUUUGGGAUGCUCGUCUUCACCCUGGGCAGUAUCACGACCUCUGCCUUCGUCCUGCGCUCCCUGUGGGAGAUGUGGGCGCGGGGCCUGGCUGACUUUAAGUUUGAUAUGCCCUUCCGAAUGCUGUUCCCGGAAUUCGCCCAUCGGAUGCCCUGGUUUCCGCUGUUCUAUCUGUACUCCACCUGGAGCGGACAGGUGACCGUCUACGCCUUCGCCGGCACCGAUGGCUUCUUCUUCGGUUUCACCCUCUAUGUAGCCUUCCUACUUCGGGUCCUCCAAUUGGACGUGAGCGAUUCCCUGCAGUUGGUUAAAAAUCCCAGCCCCAGGGACUGCGAUCUGUGCUGUCGGCGCCUGGCCAACAUUGUCGAUCGACAUAAUGAGAUUGCGCUGAUUGUCCGCCGCUUCUCAGGGAUCAUGGCGGCCCCGGCCUUUGUGCACUUUGUUUCGGCCAGCUUGGUGAUAGCCACCAGUGUCAUAGACAUACUCCUGUACUCCGGCUACAAUAUCAUCCGCUAUGUGGUGUAUACGUUCACUGUCUGCUCGGCCAUUUUCCUCUACUGCUAUGGCGGCACUGAGAUUUCCACUGAGAGCCUCUCCGUGGGCGAGGCGGCCUACGGCAGUGCCUGGUACGCUUGGGAUCGGGAGACGCGUAGACGGGUCUACUUGAUUAUCCUACGUGCCCAGCGACCCAUCACCGUCGGAGUGCCCUUCUUUACGCCUUGCCUACCGGUCUUUACUGCGGUCAUCAAAUUUACGGGCUCCAUUGUGGCGCUGGCCAAGACCAUCUUGUAGCUGAAUCAAAAUAGUACCCAUUUGGCAAUAAAACGAAUGCGAAUUUGUUGGUUUCGUUUCGGUUUUAGAUUGAUUCCCAAAAGUAUGCAACUCACUGAAUUAUUUCAUACACAUGUACAUCUUUCUUGUGUGUGUUUGCGUGCAUCUUGUGUGGCAAAUAAGUCCCAAGUCAAUCAUUUGGCAGAGGUCAGGGAAAAGGCAGCUUUCUGCCACUGCCACAUCCACUCUUGGGUAGAAAGGAGCUGCCGCAGAUGCAGAGGUAAACUUUUAUCCAAAGAAAGUUUCUCCGACAAUUUGCAGAAAUGCUUCCCCAUACACGAGUAUUUAUUAUGGAACUAGAGAAGUCCUUGAAGGUGUAGCAAAUCUAUCGAAGAGGUACAGGAAAAAAGGUAGAGAACUGUCAGUUACAAGGACUCUUUACGUAACCAUCUCUGUGGUUAUGAGAUUGCGAUUCAGACAAAGACGGAGAGUCGGACGAGGCACGUGAGUGGUUGUGGUCGUGAUAUUGGACCGUUCUAUCGUCUUCAGGGAAUUUCUUGGCCAGCCAUAA